Zeugodacus cucurbitae (melon fly) is the source of this 1911-nucleotide messenger RNA. RefSeq lists its product as uncharacterized. The record is from RefSeq and is a predicted model, not a curated record. The transcript has 7 exons. The coding region runs from base 201 to 1781 and encodes 526 amino acids. NCBI's taxonomy places the organism in Eukaryota, Metazoa, Arthropoda, Insecta, Diptera, Tephritidae. Gene Ontology annotation, biological process: sodium ion transmembrane transport. Gene Ontology annotation, cellular component: membrane. Gene Ontology annotation, molecular function: ligand-gated sodium channel activity.
CAAAUACGAUCUAAUCAAUAAGUUGUAUCUUCGAAAACACAAGUUAACUGGCGCUAACAAGUUACUAACAACGUUAGCUAAACGCCCACUUUUAACGGCAUAAAAUGCUAGCCUAUAAAAUAUAAAAGGUACAAUGCUGAAACUUUCAUAAAUCAGAAAGUUUUGAUCGUAAAAUAAUCCAAAAAUAUUGUUGGAGCAGAAUGCUAAAAGUAGUAAGCGUAUUUUGUCUUGCUUUCAAAGCGACAAUUAUGGAAUAUUUGAAAAACACCAGCCUUAGCGGAUUCCAUUUACUACAUUUUAUAAGCCACAGGAAAUAUCAAAGAAUAUUUUGGUCCUGCUUCCUUAUGGCUGGCAUUAUCAGCGCUUUGUAUGUAACAUUUGUAAGCGUACGAAAUAUUUUGGAACAACCGACUGUAACCACCUUGGAGUCCAAUCAAUAUAGCAUUGAGAAAGUACCAUUUUCUGCAGUGGCUGUGUGCAGUGUCAACAAAUUUAGUCGCAGCGCGGUAAAUGCUUUUGUAGAGGAACUACGCAACAAAUCCGGUUUCCAAAUAUCACAACAACUACUAUUGCAGAAAAUGAAAUUAUUCGGUGGCCUGUUUGAUACUGGCUCAGUGGACUUCAAAGAAGCUGCGUCCUUUCAACGCGAAUUUUUAGACAAAUAUAACAUCAAAAUUAAGGACACUUUAGUGAAGGUGAGAUACAAGAAUGCAGUCAACUUAUUGAAAAACACUUCACGGCGAGUGGUUUCUGUUGUACCUUCAAUUAUAUCAGAAACUCCAAAAAGAGAACGUAAGACAUACGUAAUUGAUUUUUGUUUCUUUUUAAUUUACAACAACUAUUUAUUUAUUCCACAAAGUACCGAUGGUCUCAAGUAUAUAGAAGGUAUCGGUGUUGAACAAGGGCUCACGUUACUUUUAAACACCUCCAAAGCAGAUUACUUCUUUACGGAUCGCAGUUUUGCCGGUUUUACUAUGCAAUUUUUCAAUUUCGGUGAUUUCCCCGACAGUUCGAUUGGUGGCACAGUGCAAGAAGCGUUUAUACCACGAGGUGGCGCGAUUGAUUUACGUUUGAGUGUCUUCUCGCAAACGGCGACCAGCGAGAUGAGAUUGUACGAUGUCAAGCGUAGACUUUGUUUUCUCUUUGGCGAAAAUGUCGAUAGUGAAGAUGAAAAUUACAGCACCGAUAAAUGUAUGACACGUUGUAAGGCGCAUGGCAUGUUACGCCUUUGUGGUUGCGUACCGUAUUAUAUACCAUCGGAUUUUCUCGGACGUAGUGAAAAUAAUUUCACCUACUGUACACUGGCACAUUUAGAAUGUUUGUAUCGGAAUCGAGUUACUCUCAACACAUACAGCCUGCUCGAACAUCGUACUGUGUCAAAUCGUUCACUGCAAUGUGCACAUUGUUUGCCAUUGUGUAAUUUUAAUUUUUACAAUUUUCGUAGACUAACGAACUUACUAAGAGAUGUCUAUCAAAGACCAGAGAAUGUAGCAUUUAUUAAGUUAAUUGGAAGGCAAGGAAGUGACGACAAAUUUAAUUAUACUUAUGAUUCGUUAAUCACUUUGAUAAAAGAAACGGAAGAUCUGAGUAUUGUGAAAAUCUAUUUUGAUUCUUUGUACGCGGUACUAUUUUCAAAACGCUCACUCUACACUUGGUAUGAAAUAUUAUCAAACAUUGGUGGAGUUAUUGGCAUAUUUAUGGGAUGCUCACUCGUUAGUGCAUUUGAGGUUAUCUACUUUUUCAUCAUAAAGUUGAUAAAUAAAAUGAGAAAAUAUUAUUAAAUAGAAAAAAAGGGAGAAAAAAUGAAUAAUCAACCGAAAGCUUUAACAGCUGUAAAUUAAAAGAAAAAAAUAAAUACGAAAUUAAAAAAAAAAUUCUUAUUAUAAAAACAAAUAUUAAAAAUUUAAUUUA